This is a messenger RNA of Scaptodrosophila lebanonensis, 4733 nucleotides long. RefSeq lists its product as uncharacterized. Lineage: Eukaryota; Metazoa; Arthropoda; Insecta; Diptera; Drosophilidae. Gene Ontology annotation, biological process: regulation of DNA-templated transcription. The transcript has 7 exons. Gene Ontology annotation, molecular function: cis-regulatory region sequence-specific DNA binding; DNA-binding transcription factor activity. The coding region runs from base 432 to 4427 and encodes 1331 amino acids. Gene Ontology annotation, cellular component: nucleus. The record is from RefSeq and is a predicted model, not a curated record.
GACACCGACAUAUAAGAAAUACAACAAAUAAAAAGUAUCAACAACCGCAGCACUAGCUCGAAAGACAAAGUAAAAUUGUUAAGACUUUGAUUACACGCUCAAAAGUAUAACAAAAUCAUAACAGAUUUCUAAAUUUAAGUUGUCGUGGUAUGCACUUUUUUUUUUGUUGCCUCAAGUGACAGUUCAGUUUUUUAUUACAUUAAUGUGCGCGUCGUGUGUCAAAAGUUUAGGAUUUGGUUAAAAUUCGCCAAAAAAAAGUUAACUAAGGAGAGAAAAUAUAGCAAUUGCCGCAGGAGCGCACAGUAAGAGAGCGGCUCGUCUGUCCAUAGAGAGAGUGUGGUGUGAAGAAAGAGAACCGAACAGUGCGUGCCCCAAAGAGGCGGCAACGGGCUGGCAAAAAUCAACAGCAAGAACAACAAAAACACAAAAUUAUGUCCACGGAUAAUCCCACGCAGAUUCUGACCCAACACGAUAUAAAUCAGCUGCGCGGUCUUCAAACCGCUGCGGCAGCAGCAACAACAGCAACGGCGGUGGUGGCGGCAGUAGCCGUCUCAGCUCAUGGCUAUCGGAGCGGGACGCCAGCAAGAGCACUCGCACCACAACACCAGCAUCAUCAAAUAAAUAAUACAACAACUGUAAAUAACAGCAGCAAUAGUCACGGAAACAACAACAACAACAACAAUAACAACCACAACAACAGCAACAGCAUGUCUGCAAACUCUAAAUACGUUCUCCUGCAACACAAUGGCAACUACACCACGUACGAAGGAAGCGGUGGUGGAACCACCGCAACGAGCAUCAGUCAGUCUGGCAACGCUGGCGGAGCAAACAGUGGCGGCAAUAUUGUACUGUUAGCCACCGAACCGUUGGAAUUAUGUGGCGGCGAUGUUUUGAGCGCAGCCACAGCUGCCGGUGGUGGGGGUGGUGCACGUGGUCAGGAUGACGAUGGAGAGUUGCGUUCGCUUUCCUGGUUAAGCGAUUCCAAUUUGAUCAAAGGCAUUGUGACGAGCAGUGGUGCCGCCUCGAAUGUAAAGCGUGGCGCCACAGUGGCUCUAACCACCAGCCUAAAAACGGCAACAGCGUCAGGGACGCCUGGAACAGCUAAUGGAACCAAUAAUAUAUGCAUCGUUAGUGACAUAAUUGAGGAGGUGCCUAGUGGUGGUUCUGGUGGUGGUGUUAGUGUUGCUAGUGGUGGUGAAAAUGCAACCACCGACUUAAAAACACAUUACGUGGAUGAGCAAAAGACGCAGUCACAAGCGACGGUGGUGCAGCAACCACCGACGGCAGUGUACAGCACCACAACGGUGCAUAAGGGACCCAGCGGCACAACAACGGUGGUGGAGUACAAAGCGACCAAGGCAGCUACGGCGGCGGUUGUGGCGACAGCAGCCACCCCAGGUGGUUACAUAUCCGCAACCACAUCCCGUCCCUUGCCCACACUAAGUCACAACUAUGUGCCUGUAAGCAAUGGCGCCACCACAGCACCACUUGUGGUAGUCGCCACAUCCACAACAUCCAAUACGGUCGUCAAACCACAACAUCAACAACCACAACAGUCGCAGCAGCAACAACAGCAACUCUAUGUGAGUAGUGGUGGCACCACAGGUGGUGCUGCCAUCUAUAAGACCACGCUCGCCAGCAGCUCAAGUGGUGGCAAUAGCAGUGGCGGCGGUGGUGGUGGUGGCAGUGGUGGCAACACCACCACACAUCAUCCGCACAAAAAAUACUUGCGUGAGAAGAUGAACGUUCAUGUGGAUCACAGCAAUCAUGUGGCCUCCACAGUAACGGUGGUUAGCUCACCGGCCUCGUCCAACAACUCCUCACUGAGCUCGUGCUCCGCCUCCGGAUCCUCAACCGCUGCGGUCAACGGUGGCAAUAGUCCCGUGCCCAAGUCCAAUAACUUUACUGCUGCAUUCGACGCUGUCAAUUAUACGGGUAACGCAUCGACAACAUCGGGCAACAACAGUAGCAGCAGCAGUGUAGAGGCCACGCCCCCAAUCGCCUCCUCCUGUCCGACCAUAGCUACGCUGCCCGCCGGCUACAGCUUUGUGAGCCACAUGAGCAACAGCACCAGUUCGCCGCAUGUCAUCAACAGUACGAAUACUAAGGCCAUUAUAGUGACGUCCUCCUCCUCGACAGAUGUGCCACCAAUGAGUGCCACAAUGUCGCCGAAUGGUCCCUUCUAUGCUUCAACACAAAAUCUCCAGCUGUCAAUAACACCGCCCCCGCCCUCAAAUGCCUCAGCACUACAGUCAAUGGGCUAUAUGCGUAGCCCGACCUCCUAUUCCAGCUACGAUAACGACGAUUCACUCAAGGACUUCGAGCUGAACCCCAACAAUCUUGGAGCACGCAUGCUCACCAGUACACCCCAACAUGUGACAAUAUCCCAAUCCCAGCAGCAGCAACAGCAGCUGGCGGGCAAGUCAUCCAGCUCGGCGACAAUCGGUGCCGGCUCUGCCCCGGCCGUCUAUGGCACCGCCAAUGGCAACAAUACGCCACAAAAGCAGAAGCAUCCUAACAAUGUGCCAUACGAUCCGCUCGUGCAUACCAACAACAAGCCGCCAUAUAGCUUUAGUUCCUUGAUAUUCAUGGCCAUUGAGGGCUCUAAUGAGAAGGCGUUGCCCGUCAAGGAGAUCUAUGCCUGGAUUGUGCAGCAUUUUCCUUACUUCAAGACCGCUCCCACCGGCUGGAAGAACAGCGUGCGUCACAAUCUCUCGCUCAAUAAGAGUUUCGUUAAGGUGGAGAAGGCACCUAAUAUGGGGAAAGGUUCGUUGUGGCGGGUGGAGCCACAGCAGCGUCAAAAUCUCAUACAGGCGCUCAAUCGCUCCCCCUUCUUUCCUAACUCGGCUGUGGACAAGAUAAGCUCACUUAAGAGUCCCGGUGGCAACUCUGGCUACGACACUAUGGAUGGCAACAUUGGCACUGGCAGUGGCAGUGCCAGCGGCAACGGUGGUGCCUUUGUUGCUGUCUCUGGCACGCCCAACAAAAGCAAUGGACUGCCGCCCACGAUGACGUCGUCACAAAGCAACAACAACAACAACAGUAACCAUAAUAAUAAUGUGGCAGCUGGCGGCGCUGCAACCGUUCCUGCCAAUUCAAAUACGAAUGGCGCCCAACAACGUUUUGAUCCAACACUGUUUCCUAAUCUGUCCAAAGCGUUUGGCCAUUUUGGCAACAAUGAGGAGUCUGCUCAUCAGCCCCUUUCACUCAAUGAUGCGCACGAUGAUGAGUUGCCCUCCGAUUUCAGUGCGACUAGCUAUCAUAAUAUCAACAACAACAAUAAUAAUAAUAUUAACAGUAAUAAUAACAACAACAACAGCAAGUACAACUAUGCCAUCCUGAACGGAGGUGGCAGCAAUGGAAGCGCCGUCGCUCCCGGUGGCGCAUUCAGCUUUGAGCGCUUGGCCCGCGAUUGCGGCGCCGACAGUAUGGACGAUGUGCAUGCAGCGGCUGCUAUGCUCUGCCUAAAACACGGACCAAAGGCCUUCUCGGAAUCAUUUCAGAAUGGCAGCGCACCUGUGAUCACCUCCUCGCCCAGCGAGGAUCACACCUAUUCGGCGGGCGGCAACAGUAAUGCAGACAGUGGUGCCUCCACACCCUUAACCAAUGGCAAUGAGAAUGCAGGUCCAUUGCAGCAGCAGCAACAACAACAGCAGAACCACCACCAUCAUCCCCACCAUAGCUUGGGCAACAGCAGUGGAGCAAAUGGCAAUGGAUUGUUAAUUGGGAAUCACAGCAACAACAACAACAGUGCAGACAGCAAUUGUGCCUCUUCGGAUGCGGCCUACGAUAGCAGCGAGGAGAAUCAUAACAUAACGCCUGAGGAGUUGGCCGAUCAGCAGCGUCAGCGCGAUGGCGUCGAUGCUUUACUCUCGCUCUCCCGCUGCGGUUCGACAGCAACCACACACUAUCACAGCAACGGCAGCUCUGGCAGCAGCCAUGGUUCGCCACAUAAGCGCGCCUCCAGCAACAGCGUCGAGGAGUUGCUCUGCACCACCGAAAGCGUCAAUGGGAACAAUGUCAGCAUCUAUACGAGCGGCAGCGGCAGCAAAAUGGCGCUGCUGAGCAGUGCGGCUGCUAAUGUGGCGGCUGCAUCGGCGCUGGCACAGCAACAACAACAACAGCAGCAGCAGCAUCAGCAACGAUCCAUUUUUGAGGAGCAUUACAGCGGCACCACAGGUGGCCAUAUUGUGGGCAAUGUUAAUGCAACCACCGGCAAUUACUAUGCCUUGCCCGCCUCUGUGUUGGGCAACUCGCAUCAGGCAUUGCUGCCUCAGCAACAGCAGCAGCAACAACAGCAGCAACAGCAGCAUCAGUUGCAUCAAUUAAAUUUGAAUGCAGCCGCUGUGGCCGCCAACAACAAGAGGGUGAAGCCCUUGCGAGGACUACGCACCAAGAUUAAACGCAAGUCCCCCUGGAUGCGGUGAAUAUGGCGGAAGGCUGCUGGCAGGCAGUAGGCGGUUCUCCGCCCCCACGACUGGACUGUCUCUUUCGUGCACGCACAGACACACACACAUACAUAUAUAUAUAUAUAUAUAUAUAUAUAUAUAUAUAUAUAUAUAUCUAGACAGAUAAACAGAUGGACAAACAGACAGACAGACAAACCGACAACCCACAUGUUGUUGUUGUCUCUUUCUAAUCGCAAUGUUAAACUAAUGCCACACGAUUAUUUUUUUUCUAUUGACUCUAAACAUAACAAAAAAUACAUAAUUAUCCUAAACUAUAUAUUUUCU